This is a messenger RNA of Meloidogyne enterolobii, 379 nucleotides long. NCBI's taxonomy places the organism in Eukaryota, Metazoa, Nematoda, Chromadorea, Rhabditida, Meloidogynidae. The record is from the annotation of a GenBank genome assembly.
UUCAAUAAUGUCUAAACAACCUGAAAAGGAUCAGAAAGUUGAAAUAUCGGAGGAUGUUUUUGGACACAAACUUGAUUAUUGCAUGGCUGAUUCCGCGUUAAAAAUUGCAAGUGGUGCAGCAAUUGGGACAAUCGUAUCGUUGGUUUUUUCGCGAGCUAAGAAGACAUGGCCAAUUUGGCUUGGAACUGGGAUUGGUAUUGGCAUGGGGUGGAGUAAUUGUAAGCAUGAAAUGCAAAACCAAAGCUGGAAAUGCACCAUUACUAGGGAUUUGGACACUAAAACAAUUAAGCAUGAAUGCAAAGGUUCAUCAACAGGGUCGUUAGGAUCGUUUGGAUACUCUACAUUCUCUGGUGAAACAUCUAGUGAAACGAAGAAAUAA